Radiomyces spectabilis is the source of this 2253-nucleotide messenger RNA. RefSeq lists its product as uncharacterized. Lineage: Eukaryota; Fungi; Mucoromycota; Mucoromycetes; Mucorales; Radiomycetaceae. Gene Ontology annotation, cellular component: mismatch repair complex. The record is from RefSeq and is a predicted model, not a curated record. Gene Ontology annotation, biological process: mismatch repair. Gene Ontology annotation, molecular function: ATP binding; ATP-dependent DNA damage sensor activity; mismatched DNA binding. Bases 23 to 2215 code for a protein of 730 amino acids. The transcript has 19 exons.
AUCGAAGAGAUUACCGUCGUAAAUGGGUGACCUAUGCAAUGACAUGCGGAAUAUCAAUUUGGAAUUGAAUAAAUUCCCGGUGAAUCGUCUUCAGCGAGGAAAGUGCACCAAGCAUGAUGUAGCAACUAUGACAUCCGUUCGGCAUCUUGAUCCUUCGGUUAUCCGCGAAAUACAAUCAUCACUGGUCAUUACUUCGCUUCAAGCGUGUCUACAAGAACUCGUCUACAACGCCUUGGACGCCAACGCAACAUCAAUUGAUGUAGCGGUCAAUAUCAACAAAUACCUUGUGAGAGUGACAGACAAUGGCGUGGGCAUUCCAUCUCAAGACUUGGAUCAGCUUGCCACACGAUACGUCACCUCCAAGUGCCAUACAAUAGCGGAUCUGCAGUCAACACACUCUUUUGGAUUCCGCGGCGAAGCUCUAGCAAGCAUAGCUGAAGCAAGCAUUUUACAGAUCACUUCGCGACAUGCCCCAGAGAAAGAUGCGUACAUGGCGCUGUGGAAGGGAGGGGCGCUUAUGCAAAAGACAAAAGGGACUUUGGAUUCUAGGUAUCGAUCAGGAACAAUCGUGACCGUGCAAGACCUGUUUUACAAGUACCCUGUACGUCGGAAGAGAAACCUGGAUCUAUCUAAUGCACAGGUUACUAUGGAUUCCAUAAGGAGAAGCAUGGUCCAGAUCGUACUUCCGUAUCCCGAAAUCAAUUUUUCACUGACUGAUUUAUCGCGCAAUACAAAAUUACUGGUGGUCAAAAAAUGUGGCUCCAGUGCUGAUGUUUUUCGACAAGUAUUUGGUGACAGUCUCUCACGGACGCUGCAGUUGAUAACACUUUCUGACCAUGCUAUAAAAAUACAUGCAUACUUUGGAGUACAUGGCGUACCGACAAAGAUCCACCAGUAUAUAUAUAUCAAUCGACAGUGGAUUUCAACCGCGGAACUGUACAAAGCGAUAACCAGUAUAUGGAACUACAGUUCGAGUAACACUUCACAGUUGCCAGACAAUGACGAGUCGGAUAGCCGUAAAAAACGAGGACGAUUCAUGGCACAACAUCCCAUGUUUCUCAUUUUCAUCGACCACCCUUCCAUGACAACUUGUGAUAUAUCCUUUUACCAAAAACUGACGACCGAACACAAGAUUCAUGCAACUUUGAAACGCUUGCUUGAGCGUAUUACUGCUUCUUUUUUGCAUAGAUUUGAACUUCUUGACAAAAGCAGCUAUCGUGCGCUGGUGAAAACCAUUGAUGCCCAGUAUAAACAAGUAGAACGAUACCCAUCGUCAACAGAUGAUCAUGAAGGAACAAAGAAAUUCACAACAACCACUCCUUCGUCCAUAAAAGAAACGUUACGCUCAGGAAGGGGAGAUGUCAAACAUAGAACGUCUGUGCUAGAAGAGGCCCCUCAGAGCGGCUCUAUGGAGACUAUGGAUGAGAGGGAUGAGAGAUAUGAGAUAUUCCAAGGCAUACAACUGCCUAUCAAACUGUCGCGGGAAGAUCUUUUGAAAGCCGAUGUCCUUGGUCAAGUGGAUGGCAAGUUUAUUUUAUUAAAGGGCCAAGAAAAUCUGGUGAUUGUGGAUCAGCAUGCUGCCGAUGAAAGAAUCAAGCUGGAAAAAAUGUUGGCCAGAAUGGAUCCUAUAGAAACUGUACAUAUUGAUCCCGGCAUCAAGAUUCAGCUGACGUCUCAUGAAUAUGAGCUGUUGGUACGCUUUACGCCCUACCUGCAUACUUGGGGCAUCCACUUUUCAUGCCACUUUCGCAAGUCAACUUCCCGCACUUCGCUGGCUCAGUCGCGUCAUUUUAUUACUUCGGAAGCUUCACCUCAUUUCAGUGUGAACGACAGUCGAAAGGACACGAUCUAUAUAGAGCAAUUGCCUCAACUUGUGGCUGAUCGAUGUAUCAUCAAUGAAGACAUGUUGGCCGAUCUCAUCAAAGAAUACCUUUACUGGCUGGAAGGUCACGAUUUUCCAGAUAUGGCGAUGCAGAUGUGCCCUCACGGUAUGAUGGAAAUCCUAAAAUCCAAAGCUUGCCGAGGUGCCAUCAUGUUUAAUGAUCUGCUGACUUUAAGCGAUUGUCAGCAUAUAAUUACUGCGUUGGCAGCAUGCCAAUUCCCGUUUCAAUGUGCUCAUGGCAGACCAUCCAUAACUCCUUUAGCCUCCUUGAACCAAAUGCGUCAUUUAGAAACUCCAUCAAGACCAAUACACUGGCAACGAUUCGUCACUUAGAAAUUACCAAUAUCUCCAUCUUUAAUAUCAUGGUGUAA